UUGCAACCAGUGAACUCGAAAUUACUCGUUCCCAUCCCCACGAAUCCAUAGCUCGACACAAUGACUUUUAGAUAUGUUAAUGCGAGAGAAUCCAAGGAUACAAGGAUGAAAUUUCUUAUCAUCAGUCACCAAAGAAGGCCAGGAAUUUCGUGAGGCGAGGAAAAUCAAAAUCAAAGUCAAAGCCAAAGUCGAAAUUAGUAGUGGGUGAAAUUUCGCCAGCUUCCGCUAGCAGCGACGGUGUUGAAGUUGAAGUUGAUGAUGUGGAUGAGGCUUUCAUUCCCUUUGAAAUGGCCAUUACAAAGGUAAUCGAAGUUCGGGUACUUCAAUAUUGAAUCCUACAAGGAAGGGUAUCGAUUCAGCAAAAAUAUUCGCGCAAACCCCAGAAUGGGCUAAGUUGAGUCGACCUGACGGGGAGGCGUUUAUCCAACGAGUUGAAACACUUGUUCAGGAGGCUGACAAACAGCUUUCUAUUAUAGUGGAUGGAAUGCCAGCGGGAGAUUGGGAGCCAUUGGAGAAGAUUGAAAAAGCUGUCGUUUUCACGCAAGCAAGGAGACCAGAUUUUCUGUAGACUUGGGAGAAAGUCUGGCUCGAAAUCCACAAGAACAAAGAAGGUAGCGCUGAAGAGGUCCGAAACCUACAGUUACUAGUACUUAGUUCCUGGUCAGGAGGCUCAUAUCGUCUGGUAGUCUCAGAUCGUAUAUCGAAUUUGUUAUGGCAAAGGCAAAAUCUCUCAAGCUAGUCCUCUCCUCCCAGCAAUGAUUAAGAGCUGGAGU
This is a messenger RNA of Sclerotinia trifoliorum, 773 nucleotides long. The record is from the annotation of a GenBank genome assembly. Lineage: Eukaryota; Fungi; Ascomycota; Leotiomycetes; Helotiales; Sclerotiniaceae.